Molecule: messenger RNA, 1183 nt
Organism: Chlorella variabilis
Lineage: Eukaryota; Viridiplantae; Chlorophyta; Trebouxiophyceae; Chlorellales; Chlorellaceae
Exons: 8
Coding region: 48-1061 (337 amino acids)
Biological process (GO): UDP-galactose transmembrane transport
Cellular component (GO): Golgi membrane; endoplasmic reticulum membrane
Molecular function (GO): UDP-glucose transmembrane transporter activity; UDP-galactose transmembrane transporter activity
Source: RefSeq, a predicted model, not a curated record
AUCUCAUCCUGGUGCCCGCGGCCAGCUUGGCCACCUUGGGCGGCCAGAUGGGGCAGCCAUCUCGGCUCAAGAGCACCCUGCUGCUGCUGACGUGCGUGGCUGGCAUCUACGUCAGCUAUCUGACGCAGGGGGUGGUGCAAGAGACGCUCAGCACCAAGCAGUUUGGCGCAAACGGCGCGCGCUUUGGCUACUUGUCCUCGCUGAACGCCGUGCAAUGCUGGGUCUGCUUCCUGUGGGCCGCCUUGCUGCUGGUAUUGUUCGACAAGCGGCAACCCGGUGUCGAGUACCCUCCCUUCACCGCAUACUGGAAGCCCGCAAUCACAAACUGCGUGGGCCCCGCCUGCGGCCUGCACGCCCUCAAAUACAUCAGCUAUCCCGCCCAGGUGCUGGCCAAGUCGUCCAAGAUGAUCCCGGUGAUGCUGAUGGGCACAGUACUGCACGGCAAGCGGUACAGCAUGCUGGAAUACGCCUGCUGCUUGGCCAUCUCAGCCGGCGUGGGCCUGUUUGGCAUGAAGAGCAGCAGCAAGGUCACCCGCAAGCUGGCCAGCCCCAACGCGCCGCUGGGCUACACGCUGUGCCUGGUGAACCUGGUGCUGGAUGGAUACACCAACGCGGCGCAGGACGAGAUCCACAAGCGGCACAAGCAUGGCAGCGCGCUGCAGAUGAUGUGCUGGAUGAACUUCUGGUGCGGCCUCUACUACCUGCCCAUCAUGUUUGUGUUCAGCAGCGUGGGCAGCGACCUGCUGGCCUUCUGCUUCCAGCACCCCGAGGCGAGUGCAGGCGCCCUCCUCGCCGGCUACGAUGUCCUGCUCUUCUGCCUGUGCGGCGCGGUGGGCCAGCUCUUCAUCUUUGCCACCAUCAAACGCUUUGGCUCCCUGCUCAACACCCUCGUCACCACCACCCGCAAGUUCUUCAACAUCCUGCUCAGCGUAUUGUGGAAUGCCAACCCGUUGCUGCCGCAGCAGUGGGCAGCCGUGGUGCUGGUGUUCUCGGGCCUGCUGGUGUCGUCAUGGACCAAGAGCAGGCGGCAUGCAAAGCACGCGCCGGAGAAGAAGCACUGACCUUGGGACUAAAAAUAAACACCGUCUGUCCAUGCUUGGGUGCUGGCUCCUGCCACUCUACCUCCAGCACUGCUGUGAGUUUGGCUGGCUAGCCGCGGAUUAUGUGGCUGGACCGGUCUGUC